Messenger RNA from Microdochium trichocladiopsis, 2631 nucleotides. RefSeq names its product histidinol dehydrogenase-domain-containing protein. The transcript has 2 exons. Bases 1 to 2631 code for a protein of 876 amino acids. NCBI's taxonomy places the organism in Eukaryota, Fungi, Ascomycota, Sordariomycetes, Xylariales, Microdochiaceae. Gene Ontology annotation, molecular function: metal ion binding; NAD binding; histidinol dehydrogenase activity. Gene Ontology annotation, biological process: L-histidine biosynthetic process. Gene Ontology annotation, cellular component: cytoplasm. The record is from RefSeq and is a predicted model, not a curated record.
AUGGAGACGACACUACCUCUCCCGUUCCUCAUUUCGGUUGCGGUGCCACCGGGGCUCGCAAACUCCGAGGGCCUCUCCCGCGACGAGGUCUCUUGCUUAGGAGCCGUCUUCUUCGACGCGACAAGCCAGAACCUCCCGAAGCUUCUCAACCUGCUCCGCCAGCACAAUGCCUCAUUCCACACCUUCUUCGACGCCACAAACCUCGAGUCCAGAGACGACGUGGUUUCCCUGCUUGACCACGGCGCGCGAAAAGUCUUCGUCCAGCCCGAGCAGUUGGCCAACUUCACAGAUUUCGGGUCCCGAGUCGCCCCCGUGGUGACCGACCUCAAGCAGAUAUCGGCCGGUGCCGAAAGCGGAGUGCUUAUCAAGGAUGUCGACCCCAAGUCUGCCGAUUUUGCCAGCCUCGUGGAAGCAAGCAAAGACGCCAAGAUCUCGACCCUUUUCGUCCGUGCGACCGAGGGCUCAUCGUCCGAUGAACUUGUCGCGGCGAGCUCCCAGCUUGUUUCCGCGGUACUGAUCAUUCCAUCCACAAGAUUGACAGUCAAGAAGGAAGAGAUGGGGUCCAAGGUCUACGUGCCGAGUCUGCUUGCUCGCAACUGGAAAUCUGAUCGGGCCGAUGGUCUCAUUCCGACGGUGGUUUGCGACGAGAGGGGAAUUGCCCUAGGCCUCGUGUACAGCAGCCAGGAGAGCGUGGGAGAGUCGAUCAAGACCCAGACUGGCGUCUACCAAAGUCGCAAGCGGGGCUUGUGGUACAAAGGUGCCAGCUCAGGCGAUACUCAAGAACUCGUCAGGAUCAGCUUGGACUGCGAUAACGAUGCGCUCAAGUUCAUUGUCAAGCAGAAGGGCCGUUUCUGCCAUCUCGAGCAGUUUGGCUGCUUCGGCGAACUGAAGGGCAUCUCGAAGCUUGAACAGACCCUGAUUUCGAGGAAGAAGUCGGCGCCGGAGGGCUCCUACACAAAGAGGCUGUUCUCCGAUGAGAAACUCCUCAGAGCAAAGAUCAUGGAGGAAGCAGAAGAAUUAUGUGAUGCCAAGUCGCCCGAGGAUGUUGCCUUUGAGGCUGCUGAUCUCAUCUAUUUCGCCCUCACCAAGGCCAUUGGUGCUGGGGUCACCCUCGCCGACAUCGAGAACAACCUCGAUGCCAAGAGCCUGAAGGUUAAGAGGAGGCCUGGCAACGCUAAGGGCCAGUGGGCUGCGAAGGAGGGUAUCGCCAAUGGUCCUGCAGAAGACGCCAAAGAGGCUGCCAAGGCAUCGACAGUACCUUUGACAUCCGAGCCUGCAGCCGAAAAGCAUACCGCCCCAGAUUCCGAUAAGAUUGUGAUGAAGAGGAUCGACGUUUCGCAAUCCAGCGAGGCGGACGUGUCCGCAGCUCUCAAACGGCCUUCGCAAAAGUCUGCCGACGCCAUUCUGAACAUUGUCACGCCUAUCAUCAAUGACAUCCGUGAGAACGGAGACAAGGCCCUCCUCUCCUACACCCACAAAUUCGAGAAGGCGACCUCAUUGACAUCCCCAGUCCUUCGAGCGCCGUUUCCCAAGGAGAUGAUGAACCUUCCGGCUGAGACCAUCAAGGCCAUUGAUGUUUCCUUUGAGAACAUUCGCAAGUUUCAUGCCGCACAAAAGGAAGAGAAGCCUCUUCAGGUUGAGACGAUGCCAGGCGUUGUCUGUAGCAGAUUCUCGAGGCCUAUUGAGCGGGUUGGUCUGUACGUGCCCGGCGGUACUGCAGUCUUGCCCAGCACUGCGCUGAUGCUGGGUGUGCCUGCUAUGGUCGCCGGAUGCCACAAGAUCGUCCUGGCUUCGCCCCCCCGCGCGGACGGUAGCAUCACCCCAGAAAUUGUCUAUGUCGCACACAAGGUUGGUGCUGAGAGUAUCGUGUUGGCUGGCGGUGCCCAGGCCGUGGCUGCCAUGGCCUACGGAACUGAAAGUGUUACCAAGGUGGACAAGAUCCUUGGUCCUGGCAACCAGUUCGUAACUGCCGCCAAGAUGUUUGUGAGCAACGAUACCAACGCUGGGGUAAGCAUUGACAUGCCGGCUGGCCCGUCCGAGGUCCUUGUCAUUGCGGACCGUGACGCCAACCCUGCCUUUGUCGCUUCCGAUCUGCUCUCGCAAGCAGAGCACGGUGUCGACAGCCAGGUCAUCUGCAUUGCCGUUGGCAUGGACGAGCAGCACCUGACGGCCCUUGACGACGAGCUGCACAAGCAGGCUAUGGCUCUGCCUCGCGUUGACAUUGUUAGGGGCUCCAUCGCCCACUCAGUGACCAUCAUUGUCAAGGACAUCGAAGAGGCCAUGAGGAUUAGCAACGACUACGCGCCCGAGCACUUGAUCCUGCAGAUCAAGGAUGCCGAGUCGGUCGUGCCCAAGGUCAUGAAUGCCGGCAGUGUGUUCAUUGGCCAGUGGACCCCCGAGAGUGUUGGCGACUACUCUGCUGGUGUCAACCAUUCUCUGCCUACCUACGGAUUCGCCAAGCAGUACUCUGGCGUCAACUUGGCGUCAUUUGUCAAGCACAUUACCAGCUCGAACCUGACGGCGGAGGGAUUGAAGAACGUGGGCGACGCGGUCAUGCAGCUGGCCAAGGUUGAGGAACUCGAGGCGCACCGGAGAGCAGUCAGCAUCAGACUGGCUUCCCUGAAUAAAUAG